AUGGCUCACAGAGGAGAUCGGCUGGAGAAAAUCACCUGUUCCAUCUGUUUGGAUUUCCUGAAGGAUCCUGUGACCAUUGCAUGUGGACACAGCUACUGUAUGAUCUGUAUUAAACAAUCCUGGGAUACAGAUGAGACCAAAGUCUGUAAAUGCCCUCAGUGCAGGACAGAGUUCAAACCGAGGCCGGUCCUGGUGAAAAACAUCAUAUUAGCAGAGUUGGUGGAGGAUCUGAAGAAGACUGGGCUCCAAGCUGCAACUGCUGAUCACUGGUAUGCUGGACCUGAAAAUGUUACCUGUGAUUCCUGCACUGAGCGGAAGACAAAAGCUGUCAAGUCCUGCAUGGUUUGUUUGGUUUCUUAUUGUGAGAAUCACCUUGAAGCUCAUGAUGACGACCCUGAAUUAAAGAAACACAAGCUGGUGAACCCGUCCAAAGAGCCGCUACACAGCAUCUGCUCUCAUCAUGAUGAGGUGAUGAAGAUCUUCUGUCGUACUGAUCAGCAGUGUAUCUGUUAUCUCUGCUUAAUGGAUGACCACAAAGGCCAUGACACAGUCCCAGCUGCAGCAGAAAUGGCUGAAAAAAAGAAGAAGCUCCAGGUGGCUCGAAACCAAAUCCAGCGGAAUAUGCAGGACCAAGAGCAAGAAGUGAAGCUGCUUCAACAGGAGGUGGAGGCCAUCAAUGCGUCUGCUGAUAAAGCAGUGGAGGACAGUGAGAAGAUCUUCACUGAGAUGAUCCGUCUCCUCCAGAAGAAAAGCUCUGAUGUGAAGCAGCAGAUCAGAUCCCAGCAGGAAACUGAAGUCAACCAAAUAAAAGAGCUUCAGGAGAAACUGAAGGAGGAGAUCACAGAGCUAAAGUGGAAAGACGCUGAGCUGGAGCAGCUCUCAAACAUGGAGAAUCACAGCCAGUUUCUCCUCAACUACACUUCACUGCCAGACCUAAGUGAGUUUAUACACUCGCAGGGCAUCUACAUGCAUGCUUGGAAAAACUUCAAGGAUGUGAUAGCAGCUGUGUCAAAGCUCAGAGAUCAACUGCAGGAUAUUCUGACAGACACUGGUACAAACACGCCAGUUAAAGUCAGCAAGGUGGAGGCUUUAAAGUCGGAACCAGAACCAAAAACCAGAAAUGAGUUCUUAAAAUAUUCAAAAGAAAUCACUCUGGAUCCAAACACGGUGAACUUAAAGCUGUUAUUAUCAGAGGGGAACAGAAAAGUAACGAGAAAGAAUAAAAAACAGUCUUAUGCUGAUCAUCCAGACAGAUUCACUGGUUGUUGUCAAGUCCUGAGCAGAGAGAGUCUGACUGGACGUUGUUACUGGGAGGUGGAGAUGAGAGGAGACAGAGUUGGAGUAGCAGUUUCAUACAAGACCAUCAGCAGAGCAGGGUUGUCAGAGAAAUGUGAGUUUGGAAUGAAUGACAUCUCUUGGUCAUUUGACUGCCGAACAAAGAAUUACACAAUUUAUCACAACAGAGUUGAAACUCCAGUAUCAGGUCCAGUUUCCUCCAGAAUAGGAGUGUACCUGGACCACACAGCAGGUAUUCUGUCUUUCUACAGCGUCUCUAAAACCAUGACUCUCCUCCACAGAGUCCAGACCAGAUUCACUCAGCCGCUACAUGCUGGGAUUUGGCUGUUUUAUGUUGACUCAUCUGCUGAGUUCAUUAAGAUGAAAUAGUCAGCAGUGAUCUGAGAUCCGGUUGGUUAAAAUCUGUUCUUUGGCCCAAGUCUCUUUAGUCUCCAUCAUUGUAAACUCCAUGUAAUUUCUUCACUUCUCUGAGAUCAGCCAUCUUUAUGGAGCUACUUUGUCAUUGUUUUUAGUUGAUGUUGGAGUUUGGAUGUUGUCCCGUCUCUCCAAUGAAGCUCUCGUCUUUCCUAUUUUUGACAGUCCAAACUGUUGUGUGGUUCUGUUAGUAUGAAGCCAACUUCUGCUCCAUUACACUCUGCCUUUAGACAAAAAACAAUCAUGAAGGUUAAUCACUUUUUUCUUUUUUUUAGUAAUCAGUGGUUCAUUGUAUCUUUUAGUUCUGAUUUUUAUAUUGUGUGGAAAUUGUGACUGAAACUGUUUAUCCUGUUAAUGAUUGAGUCUAUGACGUGUGAGGUAACUGAAACGACUGUAUGUGAUGCCACUUGGGAGUCAUACAUUCAUAUAACUGUCUGAAUAAAAUCCCUCUGAUUUACUGCCUAGAAUAACCAAUGAACAGAUCAAUCGUGACCAGUCCCUGGAGGCUGGUCACAUGUACUGAAAAUAACUGUUGAAAAUGUAUUUUUUCUAAAAAUCCUUUGCAGAUUCAGCAUUUUGAGUGAAUCCCUGCUGAAUAUUAUUUGGUUUUUCCUGCCAUGUGUGAUUCAGGCUUCAAUAUUUCAGGCUUAGUUUCUAAAUGCGCUGAAGCAGGUCAGUUUUAGAUGUGAUUUAUUUCUUCAUAUAACAUUUGAUAAACUGUCACUCACUGGAAAAAGUGUAAAUGAUAUUUUAGAUUCAGUUAAAUUUACUGAUAAGUGAUCGAAUGAAAUUUUACUCUGUCAAGCUGUGAAAUUGAUAUAUGAAAGUGUUCUGAUUCAAACAAACUGUGUAAAUUAAGUAAAUUUUGAUGAAAUCCAUUUGUACCGUCAAUGAAAUGUAAUGGAAGCUUAAAAUCAAUAAGCAAACUUAAAAUUUUCAAUCACAUUUAUCAUCUUUACUGGCUGCAGACCAAUGGU
This is a messenger RNA of Poecilia latipinna (sailfin molly), 2687 nucleotides long. RefSeq names its product tripartite motif-containing protein 16-like. The transcript has a single exon. The record is from RefSeq and is a predicted model, not a curated record. NCBI's taxonomy places the organism in Eukaryota, Metazoa, Chordata, Actinopteri, Cyprinodontiformes, Poeciliidae. The coding region runs from base 1 to 1665 and encodes 554 amino acids. Gene Ontology annotation, molecular function: protein binding; zinc ion binding.